UCAAAUCUAAUAUAUAAGUCGCUUGCUAUUACCUCGUGCAACCGGCCAUAUUGCUUUGAAUGAUUGAGUGAAUAAGAGAAGGCUAAAGUAGCCAUAAAUAAAUCUUCCAACAUCUUCGAGUUGUGAAGACUUUUCCUAUAUUUAACCAUCAUGGAGAAUUCGUACGGAAUUGGUGUCGCCAAUAGGUACGCGCUUUUUUUGGACGACGAAUCCGAUCCCUUGGAAACGCUUUCAUUGAAAGAACAAGAGAAGGAAUUGAAAAAAAAGAGUAAGAUUGCCGAGAAGGAGAAUAAAGUGAAAAUUCCGACUGCACCCAAAGGGAAAACAACCCCUCCUCAGAAAAAACAGGGGAAAGAUAUAAAUAAGAAUUUAGAACCCAAACGUGAUGAAACAAAGCCUACUCAAAGGAAUAUUGGGGAUGGAAAAACCGAUAAGGAACGAAAUAAUUUCAAUAAAUUUAAUAAUGAAAACCGGGAAGAAAGAAAUAACAGACGAAAUCGCGAAGAUAGAACUUACAAUGGACCUUCAGAAAACAAGGACCGUGAUGACAGGACUAGGAAAGAUCCGGCAACUGGAGGAGACAACUUCGAAAAUCGCAACCGUGACCGAGGAGAUCGACGUGAAUCGCGCGCUAUAGGAAAUAAACCAGGUGGUACACGUGGUCCAAAAAGGAAUACUGAUGUAGAAAGAAGAGGCAAAAGAGAAUUUGAUAGGCAAAGUGGAUCGGAUAAGACCCAUGGUUACAGAGGAGUUAAGCCGGUAGACAAGCGUGACGGAGCUGGAGCUCACAAUUGGGGAUCUCAUAAGGAUGUUAUUGAGGAAGAAUCUAGGCCCACUAAUGACGCUAAUGAAAGCUGGGGAGACGAAGUAAAAGUAGAUACUGUGGAAACUGAAAAGAAAGAGGAAGUCGAAGUGGAACCAACUCCAGUAGAAGAGGAACCUAAAGAAUUAACACUAGACGAAUGGAAAGCUCAACGUGCAGGUCGUGUUAAGCCUCAAUUCAAUAUUAGGAAAGCUGGAGAAGGAGAAGACCCAAGUCAAUGGAAAAAGAUGUUUGAACUUAGGAAAAAAGAAAAAGAUGAGGAAACUGACGACGAGGAAUAUGAUGCUUCUGAAUAUCCACAACGUGUUGGGCGACAAAAGCAUUUGUUGGAAAUUGACAUUCAGUUUAAUGACAGUGUACGCAGAGGAGGAGGACGUGGAAGAGGACAAAGAUCUGGAGGUCCAAGAGGUGGAAAUAGAGGUGGCAAUCGAGGUGGAAGAGAUGGUAGGGAUGGAAGAGAUGGCAGAGAUGGUAGAGAAGGAAAAGAAGGAGGCGAACGGCCAGAGAGACGUUACCAUAAUGAUGUUCAGGAUGACAGAAACGAGGCUCGUCAAGCCCCAAAAGUUGACGAUGAACGUGACUUCCCCUCUCUCGGUUAAAUGUCGGCCCAAAAAGAGUCGACCAAUAGUUAUUAUCAGCUAUCUAGUGAUUUACUAUGGGACGACUAUCAUCACAAUAAACAAACUGUAUAUUACAAUUUAACUACUUUGUUAUGUCGGUACGAAAUCUGUAUCGUAGACAAGACAGGUUUUAGAGUUUCUUAGUAAUUUUUCAAAUAAUCUAAUGGAGUUUCUUUAAAAAAUAUAAUACUUUGUAUCAAUUCAACUUGGCGACUGCCGAAAGUCUGAGAUUUUUGGGAGACAGCCUCACACGAGCGGCAGGCGGCGCUUCAAUUGUGGUAUUUUUUAGAGAAGCACCCAGUUUUUCAGUGUAGACUGGAACACCCUGUCGGGUGGUGAUUACUAGUCAGUGUUACACUGCAUUGUUAACGGUUUCAUUUUGUGGCUGCUGCUCAUGUUAGUGUCAACAUUUCUUUCAGACACUUCGAAUUCUUACAUACAGGAUGUGUCACUUCAAAAGAGAUUUUUGAAACAAUUUUUUUAAAGUGUUUAGGGUUUUAAGAAGAUCAGUUUUAAAUAGGAGGUUAUUGUGAUACACCCUGUAUGGUUUACAUAUAUUGCAUUUUUUAUGAAGAUUGUUUCAAUUAGCUCAUACGUGAUUUUAUUUAUGGAGAAUAUAAACAAAUAGUACGUUUGUCUCGAUUUAACAUUCUUUUCUCUAUUGCUUAUCCGCUUAAUAAGGAUUAUUUAUACAGAUUGUAGCAUCAUCUAAUUGAUAUAUUUUAAAUUGGAAGCCAAUGUUGCUGUCUCUGUUAAAUGCGACGAAGAUUUUGAUAUUUGAGGUGAAAAUAAUGGUAGUAUCUUUUUUUCCCAAUAGUAUGAUAAAUAUUAGCAUGAAUUACAGACUUGUUCAGUAAAGUCAAUUUACAUAAUAUAUAUAUAUACAUAAUAUAUAUAUAUAUAUAUAUAUAUAUAUAUAUAUAUAUAUAUAUAUAUAUAUAUAUAUAUAUAUAAUAUAGUUUUCGUAGCGGGAAUGUGGCAAAAUUAAACAUAAAGUUGUUCUCUAAUAUAUUCGAGCUUUCGAAUACUUGUUUAUUCAUCAUAUGGGAAUCAAUUAGCUAAGAAUUGUAUUAUAUUAUUUAGAAAAAACAUUAGAUUCAUCAAUUUUCAAAUUGACGCAUGAUAGGAGUCAAUUAGAAUAAGAAAUUACAAUUCUUAACUAAUCGAUUCCCAUAUGAUGAAUAAAUAAGUAUUUGAAAGCUCUGAAUAUAUUAGUUAGUACACUUUGGUGUCUAAUUUUGCCACAUUCCCAUUAUGAAAAUACUAAUUUUUUUGUAGAUGUUUACAAAAUCCUUCAUAUUAUGUAAAUAUUUAUAUAUAUAUUAUAUUUUUUUCAUAGAUUGUAUGUAAUAUAGGGAACUAAUAGUUGCUACCAAAAAUUUGAACUUACUUAUUAUUUUAAUAUUUGUAUGAUUUUGUAACUUUAAAUGUGAAAAUACACGCCUUCGUCCAUUUAUGUAUCUUCCUUUAUGAAUAAAACCAUAAAAAUACAUUUGGAACAUACUUACUUUGUAUCAUAUUUUUUUACUAUUUGACUGAUUAAUCAAAAAUUUUCGAGUACACAAGUAAACAAAUCAGAAUUUAUUCAAUUGUGUAAUUUGUAUUUUCAUUUACUUUAUAGUGACUGUUAUAUUGAAAAACAACAUUUUCGAGUAGUUAAACGUGUAUGAUACACAAGUUUCUUCAAUAAAAUGUUUUGUUGUAACAAA
Messenger RNA from Diorhabda carinulata, 3152 nucleotides. Its product is annotated as plasminogen activator inhibitor 1 RNA-binding protein-like. Lineage: Eukaryota; Metazoa; Arthropoda; Insecta; Coleoptera; Chrysomelidae. Gene Ontology annotation, cellular component: nucleus; cytoplasm. Bases 151 to 1422 code for a protein of 423 amino acids. Gene Ontology annotation, molecular function: RNA binding. The transcript is spliced from 8 exons. The record is from RefSeq and is a predicted model, not a curated record.